This is a messenger RNA of Paramecium tetraurelia, 3918 nucleotides long. RefSeq lists its product as uncharacterized. Lineage: Eukaryota; Ciliophora; Oligohymenophorea; Peniculida; Parameciidae. The transcript is spliced from 4 exons. The record is from RefSeq and is a predicted model, not a curated record.
AUGGAUCAAGAGAGGAAGUUUUUAUUGCUAAAGAAGAGAUUGGAUGCUUUGCAUUAUUGUUAACCAUUAGGAAUAGACUCUGUUCCUUUAGUUGAAAGAUUGCUUAAUGAUCUAGUUAAAACAACUGAAGGCUUUCAAUAAUUAAAAAAGCAAUUGGAGGAAACUAAAAUUAAUGCAGCUAAGUUUGAACAAUUAUUAUUACCCUUAAAGAAGGAGAAUUAAAGAAUUGUUAAUGAAAAUAAUUAAUUGCAUAUGACAAUGAUUCAAAUUAAGGAAGAAUGUGAUACUAAAGAAAAUAAGUGGAGAUCAUAAGUAAGGAUGUUAGAGAGCGAGAGAAAUGACUGGAAAUUUAUAUUAGGUUAAAAAAAUAAUGCUGAAAAGAAAUUACAAGAAGAAUUAUUUAAAAAAAAUAAUGAAAAUAAUUAUUCAUAAAGUAAUCAACCAGAUAAAACAUUAAAAUUAGUUGACUAAAUCUAGGAAUUAGAAAGGAAAUUAUUAUAAGUGCAAUAAGAUUCAAGAGAUAAUGACAAUUCGAAAGUGUUAUUGGAGGAAAAAUGCAAGCAUUUGGAAUUUUAAAUUGAAAACAGAGAAAAGGAGAUUUUGAGAUUAAAGUCAAAAUUGGAUAUAUAAGGAACAAAUAUUGAGAAAUUAGCAUAAGAACAUAUUCUCUCAGAAGCAUAAUAAAAGGCAUAAAGAACUUAAACCCAAUUAGAUUUAUUAACUGAAGAGAACACAAAGUUAAAUGAUGAAUUAUCAAAUUUAAGAAAAGAAUUAUAAAGAUUUAGGAAGAAGCCUAGUCAACCAUAAAAUUCAAGCCCGAAUAAAUCUGAUAAAAAAAAUGAAUUAAAUUAGAUUAAGUAAAGAUUAUCUGUAAUUGAGGAUGAGAAAGAAAAAAAUUAAGAGCAAUUCAAAAAAAUAUUAAGUCAAUUAGAAUAUGAAAAUUCAUAGUUGAUUGAAAAAGUAUAAUAAUUGUAAUAAUAAAAUGAAUAAUUGUAAUUAAAAGCCUUAAAUGCAGAAUAAGUGGUCUCAGCAUAUUAAACUGAUAAAAUGGUAUUUAGUAAGGCUGUGAAUAAUUUGAAGAGUGACAAAGAGAAUACUGUUUAAACAUUAAAAAGUUUGGAAGAAGAUAAUUAAAAAUUAAGGUUUUAAUUAAAUGAGAUGGAUGAUUAAUUGCAAAUUCAAAAGUCUGAAUAUUAACAAUUAUAAAGAGAGAAGGAACUAUACGAUAGAAAUUAUAAGAAAUUGAAUGAUGAAUAUGAAAGAGAGAAAGAGUUUGUUUAAUAAUUGAGAUAAGAUAAAAGAGAUUUAGAACGAGAAUUAGAUUAAGAAAAAUAAGUAAUUAGAGAAUUGAAGGUAGAAUUUGAAAGAAUGGAUGUUUCUAAAUAAAAUUUGGAUAGUUUAUUAUAAAAAUUUAAAUAAGAAUAAAAGAAUUAAUAAUAGUCUUAAUAACAUAAUCCUAAUUAAGGCUAAUAGCUUAUGAUGGAUCAAUUAAGGAAGGAGAAUGAUUUAUUAACUAAGGAAGUGUAAACAACAGAGGGUCUUAUUAAAUCAAUAAAGAGAGAAUUAGGAGAGAAGGAUAGAGAUAACUAUGAGUUAAAAUAAUAAAAGCGUUUGUUGAAUGAUUAACUAAGUGAAUUAGCGUAAAAGAAUGCUAAUCUGGAUUCAUAAAUAAAAUUGAAAUUGUAGGAUAUUGCUUAAUUAGAAUAAGAAGUAGAACAAUACAAAAGAGAGUAAUCAAAGAUGAGAUUAAAUUAAUAGAGCAUCUUAGAAUAAAAAUAAAAGAUUGAAAAUGAAACAGUUGGAGAAUUAAAAUUACUACAACAAUAGAAUAAUUCUCUAAAAUUAUAAAUUUCAGAUUUAGGAAUCUUUAAUUCUUAAUUAGAAGAAAAACUUAAAAUAGCUUAAGAAUUACUAAAUGAAUAAAGAUUGGAAAAUGAUAAAUUACAAAUGAAUUUAAGAUAAUAAAGUGAUGAAACCUUCAAAUACUAAUAAAAUGUAUUAAGAAAUAAGGAUAAGGAAAUGGACUACUAUAAUUUGACUCAUGAAAUAGAAAGAUUGAGAGAUCAAGAAAGAAAGAUUUUAAUUGAAAAAGAAAGAUUUUAGAGUGAAAAUUUAAAACUAGAAUCUGUAAUAAAUCAAUAAACUAAACAAAUGGAAUUUUUAAAUAAAUUGAAAGAGGAGGCAAUGAAAGAAGCAAGAGAAUUAAGAUAGAUGAUUAAUGGAUUGAAGACAAAUGAUCAUGAAAUUAAAAAUACUUCUAUCAAAUUAUCGGAGAAGGUAAAUAAUUAUGAAAUGUCUUUAUAAGAUAUUAAUGAAUAAUUGUAAAAAGAGAUUUCAAGAUCUAAUAAAUUGUAUAAUGAAUUAACCGAAUCAUAAUCUUAAAUAUCGUCACUUAAAUUAUAAAAAACUGAUUAUGAAAACUAAAUAAGAUAAUUAAAAUUAUUAUGUGAAAGUUUGGAAAAAUAAAAAGAAGAAUUACUUUAAAGAUUAUAAUAAAAGAACAGUACUAAAAUAGAAGAUGAAAGAUAGGUACUUUAAUUGAGAGAAUUGAAUGAGAAUUUAGAGGAUAAAGUAAAUUAAUAUUCUGAACAAAAUAUUUAAUUAAAGAGAUCAUUAGAGCAAUUAGAUCUAGAAAGAGAUGAAGUCUAAAAUCAAUUAGAUGAAGUUAGAGAAACUAACAUCUCUUUGUAAUAGCAGAUUAAACAAAUGAAUAACGAAAUCUAGAAAUAACAAUCAAAAUUAUCAGAGGUUAGCACUAAAGGGGAACGUGGAUAUGAAGCUGCUUAAUAAUUAGAAGAGAAAUUAAGAGAUUAAAUUUAUAAGAAUCAAAAGUUAUAGAAUGAAAAUGAUAAUGUAAAAUACACUUUGUAAAUCAAAGAAAAAGAGUUCCAUGAGAUGAAAUCUGAUAUUUAAAUUUUAAGUAAAGAUAAUUAAUCUUUAAAUAAUUAACUUAUCAAAUCUGUGUAAGAGAAAGAAUUACAAUAAUAGUAAAUCCAAUUUUUACAGUAAUAAGAAAUUAGACUUAAAGAAUAAAUUAAAAUGUUUGAUAUGGAGAUGCAUGAUUUGCAACUUAAUUAUAGUGAAGUCUGUGCUGAAAAUCAAAGACUUACUGUUUCAAUCUAAUAAAUAUCAUUACAACAUGAGGAAGUAUUACAAAGAGGAGUAGAAUUAGAAAAAUAAGAAGACUUUUUUAAAGUUCAAAUGCAAAAUGCUUCAAAAAGAGAAGAUCAAUAUUAAAUUUAGUUACAAUAAUAUGAGCGAGAAAUAGAAAGAUUGAAUAGAAAGUCUGAAGAAUAUGAAAGACAAAUUAGAGAAUUAUUGAAAGAUAGAGAUUAAUUGGGAAAAGAGUUUCAUUCACAAAGAAAAAUAUCCACAGGAUUUUAGGCAGCCCAGGAAGAUUUUAAUAGAUAAAUUGCUUAAUUAGAAAGAGAAAAACAAUAUAUUGAAAAUGCUAACAGAGACUUAUAAAAAUAAGUAGACCUCAAGGAUGCUUAGUUGUCUUGGGAAUAAAAGAGAGUAAAUGAAAUGGAGCAAGUUAUCAUUUAAGAAAGACAAAUGCAAAUGAAUACAUUAUAAGAAAUUCAACAAUUAAAAGAUCAAAAUGAAUAGCUUUUAUAGGAAUUAGAAAAAGCAUAUUAACCUCAAAAAUAUAGUUAAAGUAACAACAAAUAAUCUAUGAAUUUAGAUUAUAAAAACGAAUCUUCUUACAUCUCUUAAUAAUCCUAAUAGAGUGGAGUAAAGGACAAUAGUUAAUUAGAUUAAUCUUCUGGAUGGGAAAGAUUAAAAUAAGAGUCUGAAAAUUUCAAAAAAACAUUGAGUUAAGCAGCCAUUUCAUCUUAAAACUUAAAAUAGAAAAUGAAAUCUCUAUAGAGAGAAUAUGAAAUACAAUAAAAUCCUCAAAAUUAAAGAUACAUUUGA